This is a messenger RNA of Pseudoliparis swirei, 1504 nucleotides long. RefSeq names its product histone deacetylase 5-like. Gene Ontology annotation, molecular function: histone deacetylase activity. Bases 1 to 1455 code for a protein of 484 amino acids. The record is from RefSeq and is a predicted model, not a curated record. Gene Ontology annotation, cellular component: histone deacetylase complex. Gene Ontology annotation, biological process: chromatin organization. The transcript has 16 exons. NCBI's taxonomy places the organism in Eukaryota, Metazoa, Chordata, Actinopteri, Perciformes, Liparidae.
AUGUCAGAGGAGGAGGAGGAGAGGGGGAGCUACGCCCAGGCCUUGCAGCAGCUGGGCGGGUUCCCGUCCCCGACGCCCCACAGACCUCUGGGUCGGGCGCAGUCGUCCCCCGCCGCCGUCAAGCACCUCUUCACCACCGGCCUGGUGUAUGACAGCCUGAUGCUGAAGCAUCAGUGUGUGUGUGGCAAUGCUCACAUCCACCCAGAGCACGCGGGGAGGGUUCAGAGCAUCUGGUCCCGACUGCAGGAGACGGGCCUACUGGGCCGCUGUGAGAGGGUCCGGGGCCGUAAAGCGUCUCUGGAUGAGAUCCAGUCCGUCCACUCAGAGUUCCACACUCUGCUGUAUGGAACCAGUCCGCUGAACCGACACAAGCUGGACCACAAGAAGCUGCUGGGUCCCGUCAGCCAGAAGAUGUAUGCUGUGCUCCCCUGUGGAGGAAUCGGGGUGGACAGUGACACCGUGUGGAACGAGAUGCACUCGGCGGCGGCGGUGCGCAUGGCGGUCGGCUCCGUCAUCGAGCUGGCCUUCAGGGUGGCGUCAGGGGAGCUGAAGAACGGCUUCGCUGUGGUGCGUCCGCCGGGCCACCACGCCGAGGAGUCCACCGCCAUGGGUUUUUGUUUCUUUAAUUCAGUAGCCAUCACCGCCAAGCUGCUGCAACAGAAGCUGGGCGUGGCCAAGAUCCUGGUUGUGGACUGGGACAUUCACCAUGGCAACGGCACCCAGCAGGCCUUCUACAGCGACCCCAACGUCCUCUACAUCUCCCUCCAUCGCUACGACGACGGGAACUUCUUCCCUGGCAGCGGAGCUCCUGAGGAGGUGGGGUCCGGCGCCGGCGUUGGCUUCAAUGUGAACAUCGCGUGGACCGGCGGAGUGGAGCCCCCUAUGGGCGACGUGGAGUACCUCACCGCCUUCAGGAGCGUCGUGAUGCCCAUCGCUCAGCACUUCAGUCCAGACGUGGUCCUGGUGUCCUCGGGCUUCGACGCCGUGGAGGGUCACCUGUCUCCUCUGGGAGGAUACAACGUGUCCGCCAAGUGUUUUGGUCAGCUAACGCAGCUGCUGAUGGGUCUGGCGGGCGGGCGCAUCGUCAUGGCGCUGGAGGGAGGUCACGACCUCACGGCCAUCUGUGACGCGUCGGAGGCCUGCGUGGCGGCGCUGCUGGGCGACCCGGGUGCCUCUGUGUUCCAGUGGCCUCAGGAGACGCCCUGUCCCAAAGCCUGGGCCUCACUGGAGAGGGUGAUCGAGAUCCAGAACUCUCACUGGUCGUGUCUCCAGAGCUCGUCUCAGCCCAGCGGCCCCCGGGGGCCUCGGGGGCCUCGGGGCCAGUCGGAGGAGGCCGAGGCGGUCAGCGCCAUGGCGUCGCUCAGCGUGGACGUGGGUCAGCCCGGCUCGGAUCCGGACCGCUCAGAACCCAGCAGGUCCACAGAGGAGCCGAUGGAGGAGGAGCCUGUGUUGUAGGAGGAGGAGCUUCAAGGAGAAUCACACACAACUACAAAUCCACCUCCUU